Rotaria socialis is the source of this 2580-nucleotide messenger RNA. The record is from the annotation of a GenBank genome assembly. NCBI's taxonomy places the organism in Eukaryota, Metazoa, Rotifera, Eurotatoria, Philodinida, Philodinidae.
AUGGAAUCAGUGCAAUCGAUAAAAUAUUGUAUCAGACCUGCUGGAUUUGCGUCAGUUCAACGAAAUUAUUCUUGUGGUUGUUUGAAUGGAGGUAUAUUGGUAUCGUUCGAUGUUUUGAAACAGUACAAUAUUACUACACAAGAAUUAUUAUUAUGGAACUCUGGUGUGGAUGCGAUUGAUCGGUAUCGUGCUUAUCUUGCGAAUCACCCAUAUGGAACUAAUCAAGAAACAGAUCAAUUCAUUUGUAAUUGUACAAAUUCGAGAAGUUUUGGUGUCUUGUGUGAAUAUCAAUUUUCACAAAGCAGCUUCGAAGCAACAAUUCUCUCUCAGUAUAAUCAAAAACUUAAAUAUCGAUUGGGUAGUCAACUGUUCGGUAUUACAACGUGUUAUAAGGCGUCAUUUCCAUGUGAUUAUGGAAAAGUCUGCCUUGAUUGGAGAAAUAUUUGUGACGGAACCCAAAAUUGUGUGGAUGGAACAGACGAAGACUAUUGUGAACAUUUGUUAUUGAAUGAGUGCAAUCCAGAGAGUGAAUAUCGUUGCAGAAAUGGAAUGUGUAUUGAUGAAGAAUAUUUUCUCGAUGGAGACAUUGAUUGUCAAGACCAAUCAGAUGAACAACGUAAUUCAGUUUAUGUUCUUACUGGAUUAUGUUAUGCUCGACCCAAAUUGGAUUGUGAGGAAAAAAUAUUAGACAGUAAAAAAUACAUUUCGUGUGGUGAUGGAUCAGACCUAUCUUUUAUAAAACAAUAUCGAGACAAGUCAAUAUCCAUUGAUAUUGACACUUGCUACUCAUUUCGCGAGAGACAAUGGAAAUGUGAACUGAAUAAUCGAGAGAUUAUGUGGACAAAUCCAGCGAAUGGCCAUUGCCUAGACUAUGUUGAUAACACAACAAAUGUGCUAAAAGAGGAAAAUGAUUGUAUCUUUAUUCAUAAAUGUGCAUUAACUAGACAAGGUCAACAUUAUUUGUGUCCAUGCGCAGGUAAUGGUUGCCGUGCUUAUUUUCAUCGCUACUGUAGUUCACAUGAUAUCUCAUUAUUUGCCUAUCCAUCUGGGCGUAUAUUCACGCCAUUUGUUGAAACUUAUUACAAAAGCAAUGAGCACAAUUUUGAUCGUAAUGUGUGGCCAGACGUUUUUAUUUUCACUCGUAGUAUUAAAUGUAAUAAUGAAAUGCGAGCAGCAACAGAUAUAGCCAACCAGAAAGAUUGGUUCGUCAAUGAAACUUUAGUAGUCAUAUAUGUUAGAGCACUUGAUGCUUAUCCAUUAGAAGUGCUUUUAUGUGAGAGGCAUCAAUCUAUCAAUGCGAAUGAAACGAACUAUGGAAAUUGUUGGAAUGACUCGUAUCCUAAUCAAGCCAGACAUUGCCCAAAUUCAAUACCAUUUAGUUGUAUCUCAAAAUAUAAUGUCAAAGAUGGCGUUCGUGAUUGUGCACGUGGUAAGAAAUUCUCCAUGAUUCUCAUUAUUUUAUACGAAAACCAAAUCGAAAAUAUUCUUCUAAGACUAAAUUUAUGUAUAGUUAGCUCCAGGUAUUCUCUGCACGUUAUUACCCGUUGUUCCUUGAAACUGAUUCUUCGAAAGUAAUUUUUAAUUUCAUCUCGAUUGAGCAAUAGUAAAAUUUCUCGAUACAGCUGUACCAGAGGUGUCCACAGGGCAGGGCAGGGCUAUACCUUCACGCCCUGCAAAUUUUGCAUAUACUUACUUUAGUUCGAAAAUAACAGCAAUUUUAUUCUUCUCGGGAACGUGAAAGAAACUAAAACUAUCCUGAUAUUUCAAUAAAACUAUUAAAAAUAAAACUAUGCAUCGCUAUCAUCGUCGAUAGAUUCAUGUGCUGAUAUUUCAUCUAUCUCUCCUGGUGAUGGAAAUGAAGUUUCUAUUCUCUCUUCGUUAAAUAUAUCUCGCCUUGUCCAAACAUAAUGCUGUGAUAUUUUGACAAAUAGUUUUGCAAUUAUCUCGAAAGGUAUAAGAGCUAAUAAGGUCGUUCAAACGUCAUUCGAUGCAGCUUAUCAUAAUCUAUUAAUGUUGAAAGAGUGGCCUAGUUCGACUGAAUUCUCGCGCUUCUAGAAAGGUUUUAUCAUCCCGUAACACUGGCAAAACAGGACUCUUUUUUCUAGGUUUCCUUAUAAAGCUCUAAUUUCUUGCCAAAUCAUUUCUUCAAAUGAAAUGCUUAUGGUACCAUUUUUGUAGAGAAUUGAAUGGGCUUUCAAGCUGUAAAAAGUAUUUUUUCUAAACUAUUUUUGCUCAGAUUAAAAAUGGAAAAACCAAACAUAACGCUGUGACACGUUUUUAUGUCGACCGAAUUUGAAGCACUUAACAUGCUUAAAAAUACUCCAUGUUUAUAUGUUGAUCACUGCCAUGCAUAUCCUUCUGUAAAAAAAAUCUAGUUGCUACAUCCAAAAUACGAGCUCAAUAAUUGUAUAGUAAGUUAGAAACUGUACAAGCGCUUAGAAGCUGUCCUGAAGAAUGUGAGUAAACAAUUAACAGGCCACUUUGUAAAGAAUCAAAUUCUGCAUCGAAUGGUAUAUUUAUUAGAGAUCCCUGUGCCUUCUUGAUGUUAAUAACGAAUGAGUACCAUAACGAUGGAACUAA